This is a messenger RNA of Mesocricetus auratus (golden hamster), 2245 nucleotides long. It is a transcript of the gene Pgd, whose product is annotated as phosphogluconate dehydrogenase. NCBI's taxonomy places the organism in Eukaryota, Metazoa, Chordata, Mammalia, Rodentia, Cricetidae. Gene Ontology annotation, biological process: pentose-phosphate shunt, oxidative branch; pentose-phosphate shunt. The record is from RefSeq and is a predicted model, not a curated record. The coding region runs from base 150 to 1601 and encodes 483 amino acids. The transcript is spliced from 13 exons. Gene Ontology annotation, cellular component: cytosol. Gene Ontology annotation, molecular function: phosphogluconate dehydrogenase (decarboxylating) activity; NADP binding.
GUCUCCCCGCCCCUGCCUUCUGAUUGGCCGGUGUCGUGGUAAGGCUCCUGAGGCGCCGGGGAGCCGGACACCACCGCACUUGCCUCGGAGCGCUCCGUUCUUCGUGCUCCUUCCUGGUCGCCUCCGCUCUGCUCGCCGCCGCCGCCGCCAUGGCCCAAGCUGACAUUGCACUGAUUGGACUGGCCGUCAUGGGCCAGAACUUGAUUUUGAACAUGAAUGACCAUGGAUUUGUGGUCUGUACUUUCAAUAGGACCGUCUCCAAGGUUGAUGACUUCUUGGCCAAUGAGGCCAAGGGAACCAAAGUGAUUGGUGCGAAGUCCUUGAAGGAGAUGGUCUCCACGCUGAAGAAGCCCCGCCGGGUCAUACUUCUUGUGAAGGCUGGGCAAGCUGUCGAUGACUUCAUCCAGAAACUGGUACCAUUGUUGGACACUGGUGAUAUCAUCAUUGAUGGAGGAAAUUCUGAGUACCGGGAUACGACAAGAAGAUGCAGGGACCUCAAGGCCAAGGGGAUCUUGUUUGUGGGGAGUGGAGUCAGUGGUGGUGAGGAAGGGGCUCGGUACGGCCCGUCACUCAUGCCAGGAGGGAACAAAGAGGCUUGGCCCCACAUCAAGACGAUCUUCCAAGCCAUCGCUGCAAAAGUGGGCACUGGAGAACCCUGCUGUGACUGGGUGGGAGACGAGGGUGCUGGGCACUAUGUGAAGAUGGUGCAUAACGGGAUCGAGUAUGGCGACAUGCAGCUGAUCUGCGAGGCUUACCACCUGAUGAAGGACGUUCUGGGCAUGCAGCACCAGGAGAUGGCCAAGGCAUUUGAGGAAUGGAACAAGACAGAGCUGGACUCGUUCCUGAUUGAGAUCACUGCUAAUAUCCUCAAGUUCCGGGACACUGAUGGCCAAGAGCUGUUACCGAAGAUCCGGGACAGCGCUGGGCAGAAGGGCACCGGGAAGUGGACCGCCGUCUCCGCGCUGGAGUAUGGCAUGCCCGUCACCCUCAUCGGAGAAGCUGUCUUUGCUCGGUGCUUGUCCUCUCUGAAAGAGGAGCGAGUUCAGGCCAGCAAAAUGCUGAAGGGUCCUCAGAAAGCCCAGCUGGCCAACAGUAAGGAGGCAUUCCUGGAGGACAUUCGAAAGGCCCUCUAUGCUUCCAAGAUCAUCUCCUACGCGCAAGGCUUUAUGCUGCUCAGACAGGCAGCCACUGAGUUUGGCUGGACCCUCAAUUAUGGUGCCAUUGCCCUCAUGUGGAGAGGGGGCUGCAUCAUCAGAAGCGUGUUCCUGGGAAAAAUUAAAGAUGCGUUUGAGCGAAACCCAGAACUUCAGAACCUGCUGCUCGAUGACUUCUUUAAGUCAGCAAUUGACAAUUGCCAGGACUCCUGGCGGCGGGUGGUCAGCACUGGGGUGCAAGCCGGCAUCCCCAUGCCUUGCUUCACCACUGCCCUCUCCUUCUAUGACGGGUACAGACAUGAGGUGCUGCCAGCCAACCUCAUCCAGGCUCAGCGGGAUUACUUUGGGGCUCACACCUAUGAACUCUUAGCCAAACCAGGAGAGUUUAUCCAUACCAACUGGACAGGCCACGGUGGCAGUGUGUCAUCCUCUUCAUACAACGCCUAGUAGGACUGUGGCUUCGCCCUCCCUCCCCCCAACAGGACAGUCCCCGUGGUACGAGGCACUCCUCUUUGUCCUAGUUCCUGCCCAGAUCUUUUAGCCAAGUGUCGGCUGUGAUUGCUGAAGAAGUUGCCAUGCGCCCCGCCUCAACCUUCUACACUGCCCAGGACCUUGUCUUGUGUGGCUCUGCGUGACCGCUCCCUGACUGAGCUGUGCCAUGUGGGUCAGACAGGCUGCAGCUCUUGGCACACAGAGGGCACGGGUGUGUGGGAUUGUACCACCUGGACCGUGGACCGUGCGUGUGGGCUCUGUUGUCCUCCACUCAGUGAAAGCGUAGAUAGUUGCACUCCUCUACACUGGCUUCUGGGCGCACCUGGACCUUCCAGCUGCCUUUCCAUUGGCAGGAAGGUCUGCACUGAGUUCACUAUAGGGAUUGAUUUGUUUCCCUUAGCCUUAUUCAUUUUGACUCUGGCUUAUCUUUUCUUUCUUUUUAAGAGCUCCAAACAACACAGGACACAUUAAAUUGUGGGUCAUGGAGGGAGUAGGUGGGCGGGGAAUCUCGUGUCAUUUCUUACUGGGCACAGCAGGUGCCUGGUUAUUCAUGUCACACCCACCUGAUCACACACUUGGAAUAAACUUUUUAGACUGGC